Dreissena polymorpha is the source of this 1494-nucleotide messenger RNA. Its product is annotated as putative nuclease HARBI1. The coding region runs from base 395 to 1186 and encodes 263 amino acids. The record is from RefSeq and is a predicted model, not a curated record. NCBI's taxonomy places the organism in Eukaryota, Metazoa, Mollusca, Bivalvia, Myida, Dreissenidae. The transcript has 4 exons.
AUACUUGAAGGUCUAUGCCCAAUUUGUUCAGAAUACAGUUAAUGUGGACGGUAUUUUCAGCAUCCAUAAUUUUUUAAUAAUUUACCACCAAUGUCUGCCAUGUGAAGAAGGCGUGUCAUGCAGGAGUUCUUGCCCCCUUGGGCAGAGGUCAAGGUUACACUCAAGGUCAAAUAACCAAAAUAUAUUGAGCAGCAGCCAAUUGUAUAAAUAUGGAUAAAUCUUAUCCAGCGGAUAACUUUUGGUUAUCUUCAAUUUUAGGAUAUCUUUUUUGGUUAGCGAUUGUAUAAAAAAUAGUUAUCCAAAUCGGUUCACGUUCUGGUUAAGUUUUGGAUAAGAUUUAGCCAAGAUAUUUGACGUCGGUUAUCUUUAUCCAAAUGACGAACGCGCUAACAAAAUGGCUGACUUUGACAUACCGAACGCUAGACGACCAAGACAAUUUCGACGAAUAGACAGAUUUACGGAAACUGACGACCCUGAAGAAAUACGACGACGAUUUAGAUUUACACCUGACAGCAUUGACCGCAUAGAACGACUGAUCGGACAUGGACUUGAGAGACCAACUGGACGGAAUCAACCCUUGACACCGAGGCAGCAAAUAUUGAUAACACUGAGAUUUUUUGCUUCUGGAAAUUUUUUGCAAUUAAUAGGGGAUACUUUUGGGGUGGACAUUGCCACGGUUUCAAGGGUAGUGACCAGAGUAACUGACGAACUGUGUGACCUGAAAGACCAAACAAUUAAAUUCCCGACGACGGACAGACAUAAAUCAAUUAUUAAACAGAAUUUUUUCAAAAUCGAUGGAUUUCCGUCUGUAAUUGCGGCGAUCGACGGAACGCACGUUCGCAUCAUUGCUCCCCAUGAACACGAGGAGCAAUAUGUGAACAGAAAGCACUAUCACAGUGUCAAUGUACAGGCAACGUGCGACCAUCGAGGUGUAUUCACCAGCAUAAAUGCCACAUGGCCUGGAAGUACUCAUGAUGCUCAUGUUUUCAGAACCUCAGUACUAUCUGAUUAUUUGGGUGCCCAUCAUCAUGCUAUAGGCAACGACGGAAGUGGCGGUAACGGAGGCGGCGGUUGCGACGGCGGUGGUGGAGUCCUCGGAGGAGGAUCCCGGGGAGUCGCGGCAGUGGGCCGUGGCCAACAGACCGGCAGCGUGUCGACUCACUUCCGGUUACUUCACUUUCGGUGACGUCUGUUGAUGUGAGGAGCCAGACUACACUAAUAUAGAACAGAUAUCGGUAUUUCAUGAAGUGUAUAAAGGCGAUUUAUUAACUACCUGCGCAGAUGUAUCCUGGGUGAAAGAAGUUAUAUUGACUGACUUGGGCAACAGAUUAGUCAACUGCAUGUUAUAACUUAUGUUUUGUAUAUGCCGGUAGUGACUGUAAUUAUUAUUUGAUUUCAUACCCAUUUACAAUACCGUACUUUGUAACUUCAAUUUUGUUAAUAAAUAGGCAUCUGAACAAUACAAAAUUACAAAUAAAAACAAUAUUUAUAGUU